Rhinocladiella mackenziei CBS 650.93 is the source of this 975-nucleotide messenger RNA. RefSeq lists its product as uncharacterized. The transcript has a single exon. NCBI's taxonomy places the organism in Eukaryota, Fungi, Ascomycota, Eurotiomycetes, Chaetothyriales, Herpotrichiellaceae. The coding region runs from base 1 to 975 and encodes 324 amino acids. The record is from RefSeq and is a predicted model, not a curated record.
AUGACCGUUGCCCUACCUCAGGUUCAGCGCCUACAGCGCUCUGAUACAGCCAGUAUCAUCAACGCCAUCAUCAAGGAUGGUUGCUGCAUUGUGAAAGGCUUCACUGAUCUGGAAACGAUUGAAGCUGCAAACACAGAGGUGAAGCCUUAUCUCGAGGCAGACAAGCCUUGGAAGGUACAGAGCCAUUCCCGUGGGAAGAAACCCCCUCCAUUAUUGAGCAAUCAACAGGGCGAUUUGUUUCCUCCGGAGACACGACGCUGUCCGAAUUUGGUUGGACGAAGUCCUACCGCGAGAAAUAAAUGGCUAGUGGAUCCACUGAUUCGUGCAGUCAACGCGACAUUUAUCGACAAAACAACAUCCAACUACUACGGAGAGACCAAGCACACCUAUACGAGCGAAGCUGUUUGCUCAAUCGCGAUGACUUUCGAUAUUGGGCCUGGAGCCAAGGCACAAAGAUUGCAUCGGGAUGACAAGAAUUAUCAUGUUGACCAUCAAGACCAAACGCAAACCGGCUAUAAGGUGGGCUCAGAUGUUCUUGUUGGUUUUUUGAUUGCCGGCGUAACAACGACUUAUGAGAACGGUGCUACUUUGGCAAUUCCUGGUAGCCACUUAUGGAGUGGAGAUCGUGUGCCCCAUCUCCACGAGGUGACCUAUGCAGAAAUGGAGCCUGGGGACAUGUGGAUUAUGCUGGGAGGUCUCUAUCAUGCUGGUGGUGCAAAUAUCACACAAUCAGAGCGGAGAAUUGUUCAUGGAUUCUUCUUCACACGUGGGUACCACAGGCAAGAGGAGAAUGCAUAUCUGGCAAACGCACCAGAGGACGUCCUCACUUGGACUCCCGAGGCACAGAAGGCUAUGGGUUUCACUCUCUCGAGUCCAAAUAUUGGGUUUGUCCUGUUUAGGACGCCUCUACAGUAUUUCAAGGGUGAAGGCGGAGAUGAGUUUGGGGACUUCGACCCUUCGCAGGAGAAACAUUAG